Microsporum canis CBS 113480 is the source of this 1287-nucleotide messenger RNA. RefSeq lists its product as hypothetical. Gene Ontology annotation, biological process: ribonucleotide metabolic process; RNA catabolic process. The record is from RefSeq and is a predicted model, not a curated record. The transcript has a single exon. Gene Ontology annotation, cellular component: ribonuclease H2 complex; nucleoplasm. NCBI's taxonomy places the organism in Eukaryota, Fungi, Ascomycota, Eurotiomycetes, Onygenales, Arthrodermataceae. The coding region runs from base 1 to 1287 and encodes 428 amino acids.
AUGAAGACAAGGGCUGGGUCUACGAAGGUGUCUGCGCCUGUUGAGAGCGAGUCGACGGUGAUGCCAAACGCUCCCGGGCCUCCGAAGUUUUACAAGACACUGAUCUUACCAUCUGAUGCCUCUGAUGACGCGCGAUUCAUCCAGCUUCAAAACCCUAGGACGGGCAAGCUUACAAGAUAUUAUUUCUGUCCUAAGCUGGGAGUGUUUGAAUUUACUUCAAUUUCACCUCAGUCUUCUACACCGCGGAGCUUACUGUUCGUCAAUUCAACCGAUAGUGAAGCUAAGGACAAUGGCACGGAGUCCAGCGAACAACCAACACAAGAGAAAGGGUUUACCUCAAAGACAGGCCAGCUUCAUGUUGCCACACCCAUAGACAUCGUGUUCUUCAUCCUACCGAUAAUUGUGCCCUCUAAUCGCAAUUCAGGACGUGCCCUUUUUCAACCACUGGACGAUAUAAUAGAUGCCAACGACAAUAUUUCUCCACACCUACGGAAAGUCCUAUAUACGCCAGAGUUCAGAGAAACUAUCGAGAAGAGAAUGGCAUCAGUAUGUGAGACGAUUGACGGUGAUGGGAUGAUGUUCAGGUUCAGUGAAAAGAAACUCGUGGAGGAGUUAUUGAUAAAGGCCGAAAGAAUGGUGAAGAAUGGGCUGCCUCCCAGUCUUGAAGCCAGGUUUGUGCACCAGGCACUGGAGCCCCCCAUGCUCAGUGUGAGCAAAGAAACACCUACGGAACCGGAAGAUGAAACGAAUGAGAGCGAGAAGGACAUGCAGCCCUCCCAAAGCACAAGUGACCCCCAAACGGAGGCGGCUGCCACACAAGCCUCUAUCUCUACCGCCAUCACCGAGCCAGCGGACACUCAAGUGGUACCUGAGCCAAAACCCAGUUACAGCCCCGAAAUAUCUCAUCUUAUGCGUAUUCGGACCGCCCUAUCGUUUAUACAGUCAUCAUAUCUCCAACCCGACCUGUCAACUAAGAUUACUGAAAUAUUAAACUCUUCAUCAUCACCGAAGGACUUCACCGCGCUAGACGAGUAUCUGCAAAACAUUGCCAAACUUCGUGCUGAAGCUCAAGCGUCGAGAUCAAUGUAUGACAUGUCGAGAAGGAAACGUGGGUAUGAGGAUGAUGAAACUGCUGAAGAGAAAGCGGAGAAGAAAAGAAAGGCACAAGAGGAAGAAAAGAAGAAGAAAGCGAGUAUGUCUCGAGGAGUAAGGGAUCUGAAGAAGGUCAAUACAUCGGGAAUGCAGAAGCUGUCAUCUUUCUUUGCGAAAGCACCGGCAAAGAAAUGA